Prorocentrum cordatum is the source of this 3357-nucleotide messenger RNA. The record is from the annotation of a GenBank genome assembly. Lineage: Eukaryota; Dinophyceae; Prorocentrales; Prorocentraceae.
GUACUUUAGCUGGGGUGGCAAUGUGCCGAAGUGCGUUGGGAUGACGUACCUCUGCGGCAAGGACCGCUGGGGCAUCUCGCCGAGGAGUGGCCCAGGCAGGGCUGCCGCGGCGUGGCUGGCAAUCGGCAAAGGAGUUGUGUUCGCCGCAGUGCGCCUGUGGACGGCGGAGGGCAUGACAGAUCGGAGCGCGCAGCUUACCGCGAAGGUGAUUGAGGAGCUGCAGGGCGUAGGCGACGGUGGUUACGGCCAAUGCAGAGUGUGGUACGUGUCGGCGCGCGUUAGCAGAGAGAUCGACUGCUUCCUGGCGGCGGGCUCCGUGGCGGCGCAGGUCCAGGACAUCGUUGUUCAGAAGGAGUGGCCGGCUGCGCCGCACAAGCCCGUGGGGGUCGCGAUCGAGCUGAAGGUGGUCGAGCGAAUGGUCAGAGUGCUGGAGAAGCCACAGGCGCUGCCUGACGCGCAGAGUGGGUGCGCGCCAGCGCCGCCGCGAUACGAGGAUGUGAAGCAGUUCCGCGCGCAGGAGGAGGCGGGCCAGGAGCGGGCCAAGUACAUGCGCGUGCUCGAGAAGGAGGCGUUUCAGGUGCGUGGCAUGCGCUGGGGCCAGAGCGAUCCGCGCGCUGGAAGGACAGAAGAGCCGAAGUGGCGCGUGAAGCCGCUGAACUUCGGCCUGCAGGGGGCGCACCAGAGGUGCCGCAACGAGAAGGAGUAUGUGCAAAUCCAGAAUCGAAGGCGUGAGACCGCGGAGCUGGAGAAACUAUUCAGGACGAGGCCCAAACGCAUGAAGCACAUCGGCCUGGGGGAUCAGGGCACAUUGCAGGCCAGGUGCGACCUGAUCGCCGCGGGCCAGCUGAGGGGCGAACGCCAGGAGGCGAUGCUCCAAAGCUGGGCGCAGGAGGCAGAGCGCAGGAUGAAGGAGGUAGACAAGCAGCUCACGAGGGACAGGGCGGCAAAGUGGGCCGACAAGCUGGAGAUCGCGGCGGCAGGAACUACAGGAGGGCUACGCAUGCUGAGCAAGGCGGCGGUAGUCUUGGGGCCCGGGCGAGCGGACGCCGCGGAGAAGGCGACGGACCCCAUGAAGACGGCGGAGUUCACGUUGGAGGAGUGGACGGUCGUCUGGAGGGUUAACGAGGCGCUGCAGGAAGCGCCGAGGCCGUGGGGGCAGGAGGCCUGGGAAGAGCUAAACGACUACACGGAGGACGACGUCGGCCAGCUGAAGGAGGUCGCGCGCACAUUCAGGAAACGCACGGGGAUAGGAGUGGAUCGGUGGCUUCCCUCUAUGCUGCAGGGCGCGAGCGACGAGGCUUACCGCAAGCUGCUGGACUUCCUGAGGCAGGUGGAGCGCACGGUGCUCUGGCCGACUCACAUGGCGACGGUGUUGUUCUUCAUCAUACCGGAGACAUUCACGUCCGACAGGGUGAUAGGGCUGGUGCUGACAACCGUGCGAGUAUUGGAAGUCACGCGGGCAGUCUACAUGAACAAGUGGGCAAAGAGGAACCAGCGCAGUUGGGGCUGCGCUAGCUAUGGCAAGGUGGCGGGUGACGCAGCUUGGGGCGCCCUGCCCAGUUGCGAGAUGGACGAUCCUGACAACCAGAGUGAGGAGUUGGAGGCCAUGAUCACAGCCGUGCAGGACUUGGUGAAGGCUUUCGAGAAGGUUAGCUUGCACGUGCUGUGGGGGGCGGGAAAGCAGCUCAACUUCAACGCGGGAGUGUUGGCGGUGGCGUGCUCGUAUUUCGCAUUGGCGAGGAGGCUGAUCGCGGGGGACUCCGCGUCCUGCGAGACGAGCGCGGUGGCGACCAUCAUCGCGGGCAGCAAGUUCCCGGUGUGCUUCCAGAAGAUGGUCAUCCAGUCUACGGCGAUAGCGAAGGACAUGGGGAAGAGAGGGCUUCCAGUGGUGCGAGCGUGUCCGUACGUCGGAGCGGACCUGGUCAUGCACGGCACGGCGGCGAAGUCAGCCAGCGGCAAGAGGUGCAAGGGCAUGCUGAGCAGGGGUCGUAGGUUGGCCAAUCUCAAGGGCGGCGGUCGUGAGAUGGCGAAGGGUACGGCGUUGGUGUUUAAGCGAGGCCUGAAGUGGCCCACCUACGAGGCCACGGAGGCGCCCAUCGUCCGCUUGGCCCGCGAGGUCUGGCGCACGGCGCAGCGCGACGGGGGGCGCCAUCAGCGGGACCACGUCGAGAGCACGAUGCUCAAGGCGUGGCGGAGGCAGCAGCAGGAGGUGGGCAUGAGGCCGAUGUGGGCCAGAGCGCGUGGGCCAGCUGGGGCGGUCAUCAUGUCUUUGCGGCGCGCGGGGUGGUCGUGGCCAGCAUGGCGCGCAGUCAUCGCGGAGGGCGGUCGCGAGAUGGACAUGCGCGAGAUCUGCCCCGUGGAUGUUGCGGCGAUGCUCAGACAGGAUGUGCAGCAACUGGUGUGGGGGGCCUGGGCCAAGCCAGAGGAGUGCGAGAGUCUGCGGCCUGCGCCGCUCGCGGCCCCCGCGGUUGCGCAGCUGCAGGCGAGGGGCUUUCCGAAGCGCGCUAAGAACGCAGCGAAGAAGGCUUUCGCGGGCGGGAGCUGGGCGAUGAGCAAGUUGUGCCAGUGCGAUAUCGCGCCGACGGACAUCUGCAUGGCGUGCGGCAUGGCUGUGGGCACCCCGCGCCACAGGUACAACAAGGGCCCAGCGCUGCGUGAACAGAGGCUGCAAUGGCAGCCAGAGUGGCAGACGGUUGCGGAGCAGCAGGAGGACAGCCUGUUGUGGACGAGAGGGCUUGUGCGAGAUCCAGAAGUGGAUUGGACUUUCGUAGGGGUCGACGAGGGUCAGCGCAUGCACCUGGCACUAGAAGGGGGCGGGGACUACUUCGAGGGUGACAUCGUGUGCGGCGGGUCCAUGCUCGGCUGCAGUGGAUGGGCGCAGACGGGCUGGGCGGCCAUGUCGAUUGACGAGUAUGGCAAGCCGAGGUACCAGAUGUGGGGGCCAUUGCCGUGCGCGCUACCAGUGCACAGGAAGGUUAAGCGCGCGGAGUGGGCCUUCUACAAGGCGCUGAAGCAUAAGUUGGGCAUCGGCAGGAUCUACGCGGACCACGAGGGCACGAGGGCAUCGUGGGCGGCUUGCAGAAGGGCGAGCGCUGGUGUCUCAGCUGGAAGAGGCCGCGUGCGGAUGACCGGGAGAGCAUCUGGCACAAUGUCAGCGAUGUGGGACCCAAACGUCAACGGGGUCUACCAUGUGAAGGCGCACGGGUCCAAGGCGAGGGCCGAGCUGCUUGAGGCAAGCGAGAGGAGGAUUGCGAAGGGCAGCGCUGAGGUAGACUUGUUGGCACAGGCAGGAGCGGAGCUGGAUGCGUAUUGCGGGAAGCACCAGGCGAUAGAAGACCAGGCGCGCAGAGUGCGUAG